CCGAAGCAGCGGCGUUUGCCUUCUUUUCAGUCCGUCGAGAGACGACUAGAUGGGGCCAUCAGUUCGACCACAUCUGAAGGGCGUCUGGAGGCCCGGUUAGUUGUUGGAAGAUACCGAACAAGACACCUUUAUCUUUUGGUUAUUUCAUAUUUAUAUAAAGCCGACCUUGAUGUCCAAAAAGGAAGACUCUACUUUGUUGUCUAGACAGCAGGCGCAAUAUCUCACUUGUAUGGUUAACUGGGUGCAUCCAAGUAGAAGAAUACCAAACGCAUUUAUCUCUUCGUUUCCUCACUACUUGUUUUGAAUCACCCCUUCUUGGCAUACGCUAUUAGUUCCCCCAUCCAUCCAGUGAAAUGGCUAAGGAAGAGGCGCGUGUCCCCCCGGCCGCUGUCGCCAAAACCGCUGGCGGCAACAGUGCUUUCCGCAACGUCCAUAACGACUUUGCUCAUAUCGCUGACCCCAACGAGCGUCGUCGUCUUGCCCUCGCCGAGAUUGACAGGGCUCCUUUUGGCUGGUAUCAUGUUCGAGCCUGUGUUGUCGCCGGUAUCGGCUUCUUUACCGACUCUUACGAUAUCUUCUGCGUCUCCAUGCUGACUAUUAUGCUUGGCAUCGUCUACUCUCCCGCCACGGGUAAGCUUCCUACCAGUUCAGACAACGCCAUCAAGCUCUCAACUUCAGCUGGCACUGUUGUUGGUCAGCUGGUCUUCGGUAUGCUGGCUGAUAUCGUCGGCCGAAAACGCAUGUAUGGCCUAGAACUUAUCAUCAUUAUCUUUGCUACCCUUGCUCAGGCCCUGAGUGGUGGCUCUCCAUCAACAUCUCUUAUCGGAAUUAUCAUCUUCUGGCGCGUCAUCAUGGGCGUUGGCAUUGGUGGCGACUACCCUCUUUCUUCUAUUAUUACUUCUGAAUUCGCGACUACCAAAUGGCGAGGAGCUAUGAUGUCUGCUGUCUUUGCCAUGCAGGGCUUUGGCCAGCUUUGCUCUGCCCUGGUCAUGAUGUUCCUUACUCUCGGCUUCAAAUCCGAUCUUGAGGGUGCCUCUAAUAUAUCUAGCUGCACUGGAAGUUGUCAGGUUGCCGUCGACCAGAUGUGGCGUAUCCUGGUCGGCUUCGGUGGCGUUCCCGCUUGCAUUGCCCUUUAUUACCGUCUAACCAUCCCUGAGACUCCUCGUUAUACUUUUGAUGUUGCCCGCGAUGUUGAGAAGGCUGAUGGGGAUGUUAAGGCCUAUAUGAAUGGCAGGCAUGAGGGUAAGACUGACGAAGUCGCUCGUGCUCAGGUCCACCAGGGUGCUCGCGAGAACCUCCAGGUGCCUCAGGCCGGCUGGCGCGACUUCUUCCACCACUACGGCAAGCUUAAGAACUUCUUGCUUCUGAUUGGAACUGCUGGCUCAUGGUUCUGCCUUGAUGUGGCUUUUUACGGUCUCAGUCUGAACAAUGGCACUAUUCUUACAGUUAUUGGCUACUCGACUAAGAAUGCCCAUAACGUGUAUGAGUACCUUUAUAAUACUGCCGUUGGUAAUAUUAUUAUUGUCCUUGCUGGAGCUGUUCCGGGUUAUUGGGUUUCUGUUGCUACUAUCGACACUCUUGGCCGUAAACCUAUUCAGCUUGGCGGCUUUAUCAUCCUUACUAUUCUUUUUAUUGUCAUGGGUUUUGACUAUAAUCAUAUUUCCUCCAGUGGUCUACUUGCUAUUUAUGUACUUGCCCAGUUCUUUUUUAACUUUGGUCCAAAUACUACCACCUUUGUUGUCCCCGGUGAAGUCUUUCCCACACGCUAUCGAUCUACUUCUCACGGCAUCUCUGCCGCAUCUGGCAAAAUUGGAUCGAUUAUUGGGCAGGGAGCCAUCUCGACCCUUCGUACGCACGGUGCUACUAAGAAUGAUGAGGCUCCCUGGAUGAACCAUGUUCUUGAGAUCUAUGCUCUUUUCAUGCUCAUCGGCUGUUUUACUACUCUCCUUAUUCCAGAGACCGCUCGCAAGACUCUUGAGGAGCUUAGCGGCGAAGAUGAUUACGCCAAUCGUCAUGAGAGCGUUGAGAACGAAUCUCACAACGGACCGCCUGAGAGGUCUAGCAUUUAAACGGCGGCUCGGCCACCAUUGUCUUUGGGACAUUAAUUGAAUCCGGUGCCGCACCGGAAAGACUGGACGAAUCAAUCAUAUAUUUCACACUUCGAUUAAUCACAUGCAAAGAGCUAUAUCACGAUAUCAAUAUAGUUAAUAGCGUGGACGGGACGGACGGCAAUGCCAUCAACCAACUGGUAAAGAAUGUAACUACCCCAAACCCAAACGGCAAAGUACUGCAAAAGAUACAAAGAGUUUUCGUAAUCGCAAGGCUAGCGGUAAUAUGACCGUGCUGCCGUUUAAACAGAC
Fusarium odoratissimum NRRL 54006 is the source of this 2360-nucleotide messenger RNA. RefSeq names its product MFS transporter, PHS family, inorganic phosphate transporter. The transcript is spliced from 5 exons. The record is from RefSeq and is a predicted model, not a curated record. Gene Ontology annotation, biological process: phosphate ion transport; transmembrane transport. Gene Ontology annotation, molecular function: phosphate transmembrane transporter activity. Gene Ontology annotation, cellular component: membrane. The coding region runs from base 354 to 2069 and encodes 571 amino acids. Lineage: Eukaryota; Fungi; Ascomycota; Sordariomycetes; Hypocreales; Nectriaceae.